CAUCUAUUAUUUAUUCUUACUGAGAUUGAUAUGCUACUGAUCAGAUACUUGCUUUCGCUGCUCUGUGUAUAUUGUUAUGAUUAUGCUGAACGAGGGUUAGCGUGAACACAUUGGAUCGGCCUCAGUUCCCACCGACCGCCGAAGGCAGCAUACCUAGUUCGCGACGACAUGUCAUAAGCCAAUGUGCCCGCUUCGAGCUUCAAAAGCUUUCAGCCUUUGGCAUUGCACUAUGCGGAAGUCUUUUUCUACCUUACAAAGUACUAUGAAAGCCUCGUCGUGCUACCACAGAUCAUAGAUUUCCUGUGCUAUACCUUAUAGCUCCGCCUCAACGUUUAUCUCGCCGCAAUGUCUCUUACACUUAAGAUAACAUCGUUGUUCGUGCGGACAGCCGCGAAGCCAAUGGCUAAUGCCAUUAAGCGCAAUGCUCACGAACAUGAGAGGUUUCGCAGACUGUGUAUUAAGUUCGCCCAAGGACUUCAUCGGAUCGACAUGCGCAUGCGACUCGGCCUUCUACAGGAUCCUGCUGUGAUCGACAGGCAGAUAGCAAAAGAGGUUGCGGCAGCGGAGGCAGCUCGUAAGAAGGCACAGGCGCCUACUGUCAAAACCGAAGCGGAGAUGGAAGCAGAAGAGGCCAUGACGGAGAAGGAGAAGGAAGCAGCAAGGAAGAAAGUAGAAGCUUCUCACAGACCACGUAUUCGGCCACUUUCCGAAGCAAAAGCGAUUGAAACGGGAGCCAACUUCGUGGCUGAGACAUUCAUUUUCGCUGUGGGCAUUAGUGUGAUUGUGUUUGAGCAAUGGCGCCAGAGACGCAAGGCGAAAAACGCGCGAGACGAUAUCAGGGAAGAUUUAGAAGAGCUACAGCAGGAGUUCAAGAAAGUCAAGGCCGAGCUUGAUGACUUGAAGGCAAAACAAUCGUCGACCUCAAGCCUGGAGUCAGCAGGCGGGAAACUUCUAGGUUUCUGGAAAUCAAAACCAGAAAACCAAACUUCGGACGAUAAGAAUCAAGAAAAACAAAAGGAGGAAUUACAGGAGGGGAAAACUCAACCGCACCUCCAGCCAUCAUCCAUUCCUACGGAAGCAACACAAGCCUUAGACCCGCAUCAAGUGACUCCGGACACCAAGAAAGAGUAGAACUGGGAAAAAAAAAACCAUUCCGCAAAUCUCCAUGACCGCAUCAUCUAACACCUUCCGCGAUACCCGUUUGGAUCACAGGUAGACCAAUGUCUUUAUGAAUCUCCACCAGUGUAUAUAGAUCUUGUUUUCUUCUCCGGAUGCAUUAGCAUGUAAAAAUAUCAUGUAUGAAUAGUACAAUGUCUCAUGACGACUCUCUCCUGAUUUAUUUUGUCUCUUCACUGCUCUUCCGCAUCGGAUCCAACUUCCACAAUCACGUGUGAAUCAGAGAUUCGAGUAACGCCAGGGCGUGCCUUCCUCAAUUGGCGGCGUGGAUCGUGAAAGAAGCUCUCAAAGUUCACUCCUACGCAUGAGACUUC
Messenger RNA from Aaosphaeria arxii CBS 175.79, 1490 nucleotides. RefSeq lists its product as uncharacterized. Gene Ontology annotation, cellular component: mitochondrion. The coding region runs from base 346 to 1131 and encodes 261 amino acids. The transcript has 2 exons. NCBI's taxonomy places the organism in Eukaryota, Fungi, Ascomycota, Dothideomycetes, Pleosporales. The record is from RefSeq and is a predicted model, not a curated record. Gene Ontology annotation, biological process: regulation of lipid metabolic process.